Molecule: messenger RNA, 1039 nt
Organism: Gossypium raimondii (Peruvian cotton)
Lineage: Eukaryota; Viridiplantae; Streptophyta; Magnoliopsida; Malvales; Malvaceae
Product: homeobox-leucine zipper protein HAT22
Exons: 3
Coding region: 115-846 (243 amino acids)
Biological process (GO): regulation of DNA-templated transcription
Molecular function (GO): DNA-binding transcription factor activity, RNA polymerase II-specific; sequence-specific DNA binding
Source: RefSeq, a predicted model, not a curated record
CAAUGAUAUAUCAUUAUAUCAAAAAUCAAUACGAUUCAUUCCACCCUUCUCUUUCCUUCAUUAUAUAAAAGAACUCCAUUGUUGAAACCAAAAAAAAAAAAAAAAUUCAGCUUGAUGGGUGUUGAUGAUUCAUGUAAUACGGGCCUUGUUCUUAGUUUAGGCUUCUCAUCAACCCUACAAACACCAUCCAAACCCUACAACAAAAACCCAUCUUUUCUCAAGCUUGAACCAAACGAUGAACCGUCGUUGACGUUGGCUCUCUCCGGCGUCGCCCGUGGCGUGAAACCAGCUUCGCCUCUUAGCUGUGUUUCUUCGUUUUCAAGUGGUAAUAAACCCAAAAGGGAACGAGAACUUAGCAGUGAUGAAGAUGAAGAAGGUACUGUUAAUGGAAGAAAGAAACUUCGUCUCUCUAAAGAACAAUCUUCCCUUCUUGAAGAAAGCUUUAAACAACACAGCACUCUCAAUCCCAAGCAAAAACAAGCAUUAGCAAGGCAAUUAAACUUGAAACCUAGACAAGUUGAAGUAUGGUUUCAAAACAGGAGAGCAAGGACAAAGCUGAAGCAAACUGAAGUGGACUGUGAGUUUUUAAAAAAAUGUUACGAGACAUUAACAGAUGAAAACAGGAGACUACAAAAAGAAGUUCAAGAACUCAAAGCACUGAAAUUAGCAGCUCAUCCGUUUCACAUGCAAGCGGCUACCCUCACCAUAUGUCCGUCUUGUGAAAGAACCGCCGCCUCCGGCAGUGUUAUCAACGGCGAUGGGAAUUCCAAGAACCUAUUUUCAUUGGCUUCCAAGACUCACCAUCUCUAUAAUAAUCCCUUAACCAAUCCUUCUGCAGCAUGUUGAAGAGACCCCAACAAGGGCUUUGUAGUGAAUUAAUUAAUUAGUCAAUUAUUUUAAUUUGUAGAAAUAGAAAAAAAAAGUAUAAUUAGAACACGUUUGUAAAUAAUAUAAGAUACAGUAGUUGUAUGUAUGAAGGGAUUAUGUUUGUAGUUAUUAUUGAUUCUUUUAUUUAAUGGUAUACUUGUUUAUAUCAAAA